GACUUGAAAUAGUAACACAAUCUAUCUGUCAUCGCGUAUAAACAUACAUGUGAAUAGUACACAGUUCCAUAAUUAAAAAAAAAAAGAGAGCAAGUCAAACUCGAACACAUGGCUUAGAAACAGCACAACGCAUGACAUUCAUUGAUUCUGCUUUCUUCAUCCUCUGCAACCAAUCUUACCUCAGUGUUCCCUUUAUUAUUAUUAUUUUUUGAUCUUCCUGAAAACCCAUACCUCCAUUACUACACACCAUUCAUUCGUUUUCAGUUUUUAACUCUUCCAAAACAUUGAAAAACACCCUUUUUUCUGGUUUUUCCCUUUUCAAUACUUUAAUCUCUAUUUUGCAUCAAAACUCCAUCUGUUUUUCCCCAUUAGUUCUUGUUCAUAACGCGUUUGUUUGCUUUGAAUCCUCUCUAUUAAUUUUUUUUUUCCAGUUGUUCGUUUCCCUGGCCGUUCUGACUUUCAAUUAUUAGUAUUUGAUAUGGAUCGUGGUACUAAUAACCCUGAGCCUACAAGAACCGGAGCAUUUAGCCGGACGGGCAGCCUUGGCUCUUCAUUAAGGAAGCGUUCCUUUAGUAUAUCAAGUUCUGUGUCCUAUCGUAUUGAUGAUGACAUUGGAAGUGAGGCUGUUUCGGAGGCAGGGGAUAUUGGUGAUCGGGCUCUUCAAAGCAACAGGCACAGUGUGAGUAGUAGUUGCCGCUUAUCUCUGGAUCUUGCAAUGGAAGGCGGGUCAGUUAUUCAUCCAGAAGAUUUGCAUAAAGUCUCUGUUGCGUCACCCAUGCCAGAGAAUGUCACAUCUCCCCUUCCAGUUUAUCCAUUAAAGGGCCCUGGGGAUGAAAAACAAGAAAAACAAGGACUACCUAUGUCGUUGGAGUAUAUUUCGUGUCUUAUCCAUUUGGCUGUUUUCGGAAUUCUCGGGGUUUUCACAAGAUAUUUGCUUGAAAAACUUUUCGGACCGAGUCUUUUAGGUGUGACCAGCAAUGAGACCAUUGUAUACCCCAACCUUCCUUCUAAUAUGGUUGGCUCUUUCUUGAUGGGGUGGUGGGGUGUUGUUUUCAAAGGUGACAUAUCUCAAGUAUCUGAUAUUUUGGCAAUUGGAUUGACUACCGGAUACUUGGGUAGCGUCACAACAUUCAGUGGUUGGAAUCAGAAAAUGCUUGAUCUCAGUGUAGAUGGCCACUGGGUGCAAGCUAUACUUGGGUUUCUCAUAGGCUUGUUUCUUGUAGCUUAUUCUAUCAUUUUUGGGAUAGAGACAGCAAAGGGUUUCCGGUGGAUUCUCAAAAAGCUGAAUACAAGAUCGGAAAAGGGAGUCCCGAGCUCUAACUGUAAUUGGACACUCAACAGCUCCAGACGUCAUUUGGUAGCAAUGUUGAUAUUAUUGUUAGUUCUUGGUGUUUUAUUGGGCGUGAGUGGAUUGCUGCUCAAGGAAGAAUUUAGCAGUGGUAGCAGUGGAGCUCAGCUGUGGCUGGCUUGCUUAGUUGGACCUUUCGGAGUAUGGAUCAGGUGGUUCUUGGCUCGACUUAAUGGACGUGGGUUAGGAAAAUCUGGGAUUUUGAGAUGGCUUCCAUUCGGGACAUUGAUCACCAACGUUUCUGCUGCUUGUAUAAUGGCUGGACUCUCCACGAUUGAAAAGUCGGUAAAUAUCAAGAACUUCGACACUGUUGCAAACGGGAUACAGCUAGGAUUUCUGGGUUGUUUGAGUACAGUUUCAACUUUCAUUGCCGAGUUCAAUGCAAUGAGAGAAAGCAAGCACCCUUGGAGAGCUUACCUUUAUGCUUCAACUACAAUGGGGAUUUCAUUUGUUUUAGGGAUUCUAAUAUUCAAUGUACCUGUUUGGACAAAAGGAUUUACUUAGAAUCCGGGGGUUGCCGCAGGGAUGGCUAUGUUUUGAACCCGGGGAUGUCAAAAGUUGACGAGAACACGUUGGUUUGUUCAUAGAAAUGAACACCUGCUGUGACAAUACCUUGCUGUCCGUUAGUAUUCUCCAUCUAAUACAUUUACACGAUUUGUACCAGAGAGCAAGGUAUAUACAUCAGUUUUCUUCGUUCUUAAUAAGCCACCACAAUAAAAUGAGUUACGAAAAGCUCCAUUGCUGCCUUCAAAGCUCAA
Gossypium arboreum is the source of this 2106-nucleotide messenger RNA. Its product is annotated as fluoride export protein 1. Gene Ontology annotation, biological process: fluoride transmembrane transport. Bases 479 to 1852 code for a protein of 457 amino acids. Gene Ontology annotation, molecular function: fluoride transmembrane transporter activity. Gene Ontology annotation, cellular component: membrane. The record is from RefSeq and is a predicted model, not a curated record. NCBI's taxonomy places the organism in Eukaryota, Viridiplantae, Streptophyta, Magnoliopsida, Malvales, Malvaceae. The transcript has 7 exons.